Penicillium mononematosum is the source of this 1737-nucleotide messenger RNA. RefSeq lists its product as uncharacterized. The transcript has 2 exons. NCBI's taxonomy places the organism in Eukaryota, Fungi, Ascomycota, Eurotiomycetes, Eurotiales, Aspergillaceae. The coding region runs from base 1 to 1737 and encodes 578 amino acids. The record is from RefSeq and is a predicted model, not a curated record.
AUGAUUGCCGAGAUGCAGCCGGAUCUGCACCAUGACCAGCUCGAGGCCGUGGGCAAAGCCUUCGAUGCACUCCUACUAACCGUGUACCGGCUGACACACAGACAAAAUGAGCUGUUUCAGCACAUGGACAAUGUCUUCAAGCAGUACACAGAUGUGAUAGAAAUUCUGCCCCCUCAAGAUAGACAUCGUGCAUUUGACGUUCAAUCCAAGCUGCUCGAACAGAAAGAAGAAUACCGUCAGGGCCUCGUACACAGCAAGCCUCGAGUUGAGGAACAACCCUUGAAUUCCAUGGAUGUAAUAAAGACCCUCGUUGCACAUCAAAAUGUAGACGAAAAUACUUUCCUGGCCAUCAAGAACGGAGUGAAAGGGUGCAAAUCUCUGCUCCGUUCCGAAGAUAGCCUUUCCCAAAUAUCCUCCAACUCGUGCAUCCUCGCGCAAGCACCGGCUCCAGCAAUCGCGCUGGAGAAGGACUUCACAACGAAUGGCACCCAGGGAAAUCUACAUUGCCCCUUCUCCAAACCGAAUAAGAUGCAGAGCGCAAAUGGCAGCGAGGCCCCCAGUGGGAAAAACUCGGCCCCGAAGAUCCAGAUCGAAGCCACCUGCGGCCACGAGCAUCUGGACCCCAUCAGGGCUGAACUCGAAGAACGGCGCUCUAGCCACACCCCAUCAGCCCCGUCCUCAAAGGGAGCUUGUCCCGUCUCCCGAUGCCCGAUCCGAUUCCUCGAUCAACACUCCCCAGAAGAAAUCGCCGAAUACGUCGAACGACACAAACAUGAGAUCCCCCGCAGUCACGCAAUUUGCGUCAAGCGCUAUCAACGAAACCCACAAGAUAUGAGACAUUUGGACGCCAAAUACGGUGGCCUGACCAGCAUGAUCGCUGGUUUAGGUGUUAAGCACCAAGCGUUCCUGCCUGACCGUCAUACUAGCGGCGAAGGUCACUCCUCGCACUCUGCGUCGAGUGAACGCGUUGAAAAAUGGGCCGAGAACGUGGACCCCAGUACGCCCAGUGUCCCGAACGAGGAGAACAAUGAGGAGGAUAAAAAUGAGGAUGAUAACCGUCAGAGUCACUUUGACCGUCCCCUUCGUGAAGUCCGCGUGGGUGAAUCCCCAAGCAGGCCUUGGGGCAUUUCAGUGCCUGUCACACAUCUACCCCCCGCCUCAGCGUCUAUCCCAACAUCCCCCGACCUCCAAGCCGACAAGCCUGAUAACCCCGCCGAUGCCGACAUCCUUGACGCUAAGCCUGCCGGUGGCUGUCCAUUCGGCCACGGUAAAUCAAAGCCCGAGACCACAAAGCCCGAAACUCUAGAGCCCGAAAUGGAAACAUGUCGGAGUGGUGAAAGGCCCAAGGAAAAUGAUAUUGUUACACCAAAUAAACCCGGUUGUCCAUUUGGCCACGAUAAGCCAAAGACCGAAGUUCCAAAGCCUGAAAUCAAGACCCCCUGGAGUGGUGAGUGGCCUAAGACCUGGCCCAAGGACCAGGCUGUCGCAGAUCAAGCAGCCGAACAAGCACCUGAUCCCCAGGUUGCUCCGGCUGCUCCCGUGAGCGAGGGCUCGACUACGAAACCCAUCCCCCCCAACAUUCUCCACCCCCUCCCACAUCACCUUCAAUGGCCCAGUAUUCUUCGGAUAUUCCGCCGAGGAGACUGCCAGCCUCUUACGACAGUUUGGCAAUCUAGGCAAAUCAUGACCCCAAAGAGACUUUUGUAUAGUAUGUUCUUGGAAGACGCAGUCUCUUAA